Gadus macrocephalus (Pacific cod) is the source of this 1821-nucleotide messenger RNA. RefSeq names its product peroxisomal biogenesis factor 16 (gene pex16). The transcript is spliced from 11 exons. The record is from RefSeq and is a predicted model, not a curated record. The coding region runs from base 204 to 1034 and encodes 276 amino acids. NCBI's taxonomy places the organism in Eukaryota, Metazoa, Chordata, Actinopteri, Gadiformes, Gadidae. Gene Ontology annotation, cellular component: peroxisomal membrane. Gene Ontology annotation, biological process: peroxisome organization.
AAACUGACACGCAUUUAUGAACGGUAUACUGAAUACGUAACCAAAAACCCUGCAGCUACUGCCCAACUGGAGAGCACGGUCCGGACACUCUCUUACCUUAUAGCAGGGCGAUUUGCAGAUUCCCACGAACUAUCUGAACUAGUGUAUUCAGCCUCCAACCUUCUAGUCUUGUUUAAUGACGGCAUACUGCGCAAGGGGUUAAGAUGCAAUCUCCCUGUGAUACUUACCCUGUCGGUUGUGUUUGUGCGUCUCAGUCCCUCUCCCAACAGAGACUGCUCACGUGGCUGUCAGUCCUAGAGUAUGUGGAGGUUUUCCUGGAGAUGGGAGCUGCAAAGUUAUGGGGAGAAGCAGGCCGCUGGUUUGUGAUCGGUGUCAUCCAGAUUGCAAAGACAAUAUUCCGUAUCCUGCUUCUUCUAUGGUACAAGUCUGGCAUUCAGACUUCACCUCCCAUCAUCCCACUGGACAGAGAUGCAGAGUUUGGCGAUACAGACGAGCAGCCGGAGGAGCAGCAGGACACGGGCUGCUUUGUGGGCCAGCGAUCAGGAAGGGUUGUACGGCCACUAGGGGGCGGCCCAUCUCUACACACUAGGCUGUGGGGUGCGCCCUCUCAGGACAAGAGGAGGAAUCUCAGGGAGGAGCUCAACAGCAGGCCAACCGACCUCGGCCUCCAGGAGACCAUCGCUGAGUCCAUGUACAUCAGCCGGCCUCUCAUACACUUACUCUGUCUUGGACUGUGUGGUAAACGGUCCUGGAAGCCCUGGCUCAUUUCUGGACUCCUAGAAGUUUCAAGCUUUAGUUUACUCAGUGAAACCAAGUUUCAGAAUCGAUGGGAAAGGGCCGAGACGAGGAAGAGAACGUUCCUGUUGCUGUACUACCUUCUUCGCUCACCCUUCUAUGAUAGAUACUCAGAGGCCAAGAUAAUUUUCCUGCUACGAUUUUUGGCUGAUCAUGUGCCCGGCGUAGGACUUGUAGCACGCCCGAUAAUGGAGUACCUACCCACCUGGCAGAAGAUCUACUUCUACAACUGGGGCUAAAUCCCAUUGUUGCACUCUACCACUUGAACUGGAGAGGAGGAAUACUGCAGCUUUAGACACAGUGGCCUUUUCUUUUCUAAUCAUUGAGGAUGAAUAUGUAAUUCAUGGGAAAUUAUCACCUUUUACAUUGCCCAAGGUGUAUGAUAGUCACUGAUCGCUUGUUAAUUGCGUCAAUUAGCAAGGGUCCAUCCCUUAUUUUAAAAGGGUGGUUUAGAUACAAACUGACAUUAUUUUCAGUUUUGUCCCUUGAGCUUGGCUAUGACCACACAGCAACUAGCCCUAUAAAAAAAUGACAUCAAGGGUUUGAUGAGGCAAAUGUUUAGUCCAAGUAGCAAAAUAUCAACAAUUGCAGCACAAACAGUCAAGCAGUACAAAAUUAGGUAUAAGGAUGUGUGUAAUGUGCCAUUAUCUAUCUGGUGAAAUUUAACGUGCACGGGAUCUGCAUUUUCCAAACCCAAACAAACUCCCAACUAGUCACUUCCUUCCAUAUUCAUCUUGAUCCCGUUCUGCUCAGAUAGUGUACAGCAGUGGUUAUAAAUGACAUGAGGAAUAAAGGGGUAAAGCAAUGUAGCCUUCAGUAUGAUUGUCUUCUACUGGUGAUCAUGAUUCAAACUUCUUUGUAGGGGCAUAUUAACUAAACAGACUUAAUGCUGAAUGUCUUCCUUCAACAUUUGAAUUUCCACACAGGUAUGGCACUGCAUGUGGGCAGUUUUAAGGAACAAAUUCAAUGAAAACACGAUAUUUUUGUAAAUUAUGUAAUCUUUAUUAAAGUAAAUUUUGUUUAAUA